Prunus persica (peach) is the source of this 1209-nucleotide messenger RNA. Its product is annotated as alanine--tRNA ligase. The record is from RefSeq and is a predicted model, not a curated record. The coding region runs from base 155 to 934 and encodes 259 amino acids. Lineage: Eukaryota; Viridiplantae; Streptophyta; Magnoliopsida; Rosales; Rosaceae. Gene Ontology annotation, molecular function: nucleic acid binding; alanine-tRNA ligase activity; ATP binding. The transcript is spliced from 8 exons. Gene Ontology annotation, biological process: regulation of translational fidelity; alanyl-tRNA aminoacylation.
UAAUCAAAUUGUACAACAAACCAAUUACGUAAUUAAUGGUGGAAAGUUCAAACAUGGCCUUCUAUCUAGAGCCGUCAUUGCUACGCAACGCAACGAUUUCCGAGUUCUGAACGCCGUGGUGACUCAGUUUUGAAAUCGGUGUUCUGUGAAAGCCAUGGCUUCGAGCAGCUUGAGCCCCACGAAGCUCGAUUAUUUCGACGACAUGGGGAAGCUCCAGUCCAGAGCCAUAUUGCUAUCUUUAUCCAAAGGUGAAGAUGGACGAACCGCUUUGGUAUUGGACCGUACAAUUUUCCAUCCACAAGGUGGUGGCCAACCUGCCGACACAGGCUUCAUCGCCGUCGCAGAUUCCGGUCUCAAAUUCGUAGCAGAAGAUGUACGGUCCAAAGACGGCAUAGUUUACCACUACGGUUUUGUUGAAAAUUCUGUUGAGGAAAUGGAAUCAAAAUUUGAGAAAGGGAAAGAGGUGUUCUUGCGUGUUGAUGAGGCUAGGCGCAAGCUAAAUUCUAGGCUUCACUCAGCUGGGCAUUUGCUGGAUGCAUGUAUGAGAAAUGUGGGAUUGGGUGAUUUAGAGCCAACCAAAGGCUACCAUUUCCCUCAGGGGCCAUAUGUGGAAUACAAAGGCACCAUUCCACAAAAAGAUAUGGAAAUUAAGCAAAAGGAGUUGGAGCUAGAAGCUAAUGCAUUAAUCUCGAGAGGAGGGAAAGUUUCUGGUGCCUUGUUACCAUAUGAAGAAGCGUGUAAACUGUGUGGUGAUUUCCUUCCCGAUUACAUUCCCAAGGGCAGCACUCCUCGCAUUGUGAAGCUAGGGGACAGUCCUGGCUGUCCGUGUGGUGGUACCCAUGUUUCUGAUAUUUCAGAGAUCAAGAGUCUUACGGUUUCUCAAAUACGAACAAAGAAAGGAUCCACAAAGGUGUUCUACAAUGUUGGGUCCUAAUUCUUGGUCUAACAUUUUACACCCUCAUUAUUGAUACAAAGGUCUGGAACUUCUAAAAUGAACUUUCAAGAUUACAUAUUUUUGGAUAAGCUAGCUGUUGUGUGUUGAUAGUCAAGGCUUGUAUUUUGUUUGUGUUGUCCACGUGUACUCGGUAUUUAUAAUGAUGAUAAAUAUACAUAAAACUCAUCGUUUAUUUUAUGUGGAUAUUAAUGUGGAAGCCUCAAAUGGAUAAUAAGGUUUAAGGUACCAGAUAUGUAAAGAUGAAACCUUUGAUU